AUGUCCGCUGCUUCUGAGUAUAUAUCGGGGGAUAGCCCCAAGAGGGCAAGCCUGGUUGGAUCUCACGAACUGGAAGCCAAAAGCGCCAAGUGGGUGACCCUUAAAGAGAUCUGUUGGCUUGAUGAGGACGGAAGGGAGAGACGAUGGGAAGCUGCUGAGAGGAAAACGCGUGGCUCGGCUGGAAUCGAUGCCGUCGCCAUCAUAGCCAUACUGCGGCCGACCGAGACUGGAGAAGCUCUACACACAGUGAUAAUUGAACAGUAUCGCCCCCCCGUAGGCAGCUAUGUGGUCGAGGCGCCUGCUGGUAGGCAUUCUGCACCCUCAUCGUUGGAGAGCCUGAUAACCCCUUCAUUCCAUGGGCCAGGUCUCAUCGACGAGGAUGAGGAUGUCGAACAAGCUGGAAUCAGGGAGCUCGAAGAGGAGACUGGCUUGAAGGCAUCAGGUGUAAUCUACACUUCACCACUUCAGGUCUGCGAUCCAGGGAUGACGACGGCGAAUAUGAAACUCAUUGUCGUGGACGUCCCUGUCCGAAGUGUCAAAGAUGCCUUACCUGAUCAGAAGCUCGAAGCUAGCGAGCAUAUCGUCCGUAGGAUAGUGCCACUCGAGACCCUCAAUGAAGAGCUGAAAGCGUAUGCGGAACGAGGAUUUUCAGUUGAUGCCCGACUUUCUCACUUUGCAAUCGGUUGGGAGCUUGCAAACAAGCUGAGACAAAUCCCGAUGCAAACGGGACGCGGACAAUGA
Cantharellus anzutake is the source of this 741-nucleotide messenger RNA. RefSeq lists its product as uncharacterized. Bases 1 to 741 code for a protein of 246 amino acids. The record is from RefSeq and is a predicted model, not a curated record. Gene Ontology annotation, biological process: ribose phosphate metabolic process; nucleoside phosphate metabolic process. NCBI's taxonomy places the organism in Eukaryota, Fungi, Basidiomycota, Agaricomycetes, Cantharellales, Hydnaceae. Gene Ontology annotation, molecular function: ADP-ribose diphosphatase activity. The transcript has 6 exons. Gene Ontology annotation, cellular component: nucleus.